AUGCAUGCGGACUUCGUGCUGACGUCGGAGUUGAAGCCGCAGGCUACAGAUAGCCCUAGUUGGACCUCAUCUCUCGUGAUCGACAAGGGGCAGUGGCAUCUCUUGCUCCUGCCGGUGCUUCGCUGUUCGGGACACCUGCAUCUUGCCUAUACGAUGGCUACCCUGCUUGGUCUCGGCUACCGACUGGAGCGAAAAGUGGGAACUAUUCGCUUCCUGCUCGACGCGGCGAUUUUGGCGAUCGCCACGAACGUCGCCUUCUGUCUGACCACCCACUACGUGCUGCCCAACUACGACGAGAUCGCUGGUGUGCGGCCAGCCGAGAUGCAGCACAAGUGUUUCGCAGGGCCGACGGCGAUCCUGCUCGCCCUGAAGGCGCUCUACGGCGAAGGCCACUGGCUGAAAAAGUACCCGUUGCUGCUUUUCUCCUUGCCGCUGCCGAGCCUCGUGGGCGCCAUACUCGAAGUCGAUCUUCUCUACUUCCUGCUCCCUGACUUGUGGAUAGUGUGCCACGCGCUAGGCUUUCUUGUCGGAUUGUUCAUGUCCCUUGUGCUACCAGAGCCAUAA
Messenger RNA from Dermacentor silvarum, 564 nucleotides. RefSeq lists its product as uncharacterized. The transcript has a single exon. Gene Ontology annotation, cellular component: membrane. NCBI's taxonomy places the organism in Eukaryota, Metazoa, Arthropoda, Arachnida, Ixodida, Ixodidae. Bases 1 to 564 code for a protein of 187 amino acids. Gene Ontology annotation, molecular function: serine-type endopeptidase activity. The record is from RefSeq and is a predicted model, not a curated record.